Molecule: messenger RNA, 1077 nt
Organism: Aureobasidium namibiae CBS 147.97
Lineage: Eukaryota; Fungi; Ascomycota; Dothideomycetes; Dothideales; Saccotheciaceae
Exons: 1
Coding region: 1-1077 (358 amino acids)
Source: RefSeq, a predicted model, not a curated record
AUGCAGGGUGGUUACGGUCCCCAGGUUCAGCCUGACACUGUUGACGCUUUCUUGUCAUAUGCUCCUUUCCACUCCAUGGCAUCUGCUGCCGCUACCGUCGUCCCUAGCUCCGACAAGACUCAGUACACUCAGGUCUUCAAGGACUUGGAUGCCGCUGUUUCUGCCAACUCUUACAUUGGUCUCUACACCUUGACCGCCUACAACCCCCAGGACUGCGCUGCCAAGUGUGACGACACCGAUCUCUGCACCUCGUUCAACAUCUACAUUGAGCGUGACCCCAGCCUUGCCCCAGCAAACAAUGACAACACCACCUACACCCCUUGGGAGACUUACUGCCCCAACCCCUCUUCCAUCACCAACUACAAGUGUACCCUUUGGGGCUCCAACCUCUCCCCCGACGUCGCUACCAACAAGGGUGACUACCGUGAGCAGUUCCAGACUGUCAUCACUGGUUCCAACGCCUACGACAAGACCAACGUUACUACCCCUUCGUGCUCUGUCCCCGUCGUUUCUAGCACCUCUGUCGUCUCUUCCGCUGUUUCCACCCCUACCUCUUCCGCUGUCGUUGUCUCGCCCACCAAGCCUGCCGGUCCCCCUUCUCCUCCUGGUGGCCCCGGAAGCCCUCCUCCCCCUCCCGCUGGUGGCCCUCAGCCUCCUGCCGGCGGCCCUGCACCCCCUGCUCCUAACGGCCCCGCUGGUCCUGGCCCCAAGCAGCCAACCUUGAAGCCCGGUCAGAACUGCGGUCCCAAGGCCAUCUCCGCCCCCAGCUACCACAUGGGCAGCAAGUUCAUCCCCGGCCCCUUCAACCCUCAGAUCUGCUCCAACUACGCCAUCGAGCAAAACACCUUCAACCGCAACGCCGCCAUCAAGGCUGGCAAGAACAGCUUCACCCCUUGCAAGAUGUUCAACUCGUACUUUUUGCACAAGGACAACAAGCCCUUCGGUACUUACUGCUCGCUCUACGGCGCUGCUCUCGACCACAACAAGUACGCUACUUUCGGUGGCAGUGGCUCUUACAAGACUCACCAGUCUUGGACUUUUGAGUUCGAGUACGAUGUCAACUACUCCAAGUGUUAG